Messenger RNA from Salmo salar (Atlantic salmon), 1561 nucleotides. RefSeq names its product cornichon homolog 4. NCBI's taxonomy places the organism in Eukaryota, Metazoa, Chordata, Actinopteri, Salmoniformes, Salmonidae. Gene Ontology annotation, biological process: vesicle-mediated transport. The record is from RefSeq and is a predicted model, not a curated record.
CAAAUGUAACUGGCCCCUCUAACAGUACAACUGGCCCCAGCUUGUCCCCCCCAGUUGAAAUGGUCUAGAACAGCCACUGCUCCUAUGGGGACAGUUGAAGAACCCUUUCGGAACCUUUUAGAAAAAAAGUGUAGGUUAUAAGCCGUAGCAAGGUGGUCAUUUCCAGGUUAUGAUGAGAUCUUAACUAUGACCAGUAGGCUGCAUAAUAUAGUGGUCACAAUUAUGACCAACUGGUCGUAUGGUGGUCAGAAAAAAAACGUUAUAUUCUGUGGGUUGUACCAGAGCUGGUAGGCCAGGCCCUGGCAACAGUGCUGAUGCUUGUCUCCCUGCACUGGUUUGUCUUCCUACUCAACCUGCCUGUGGCCGCCUGGAACAUGUACAGGGUUUGGAAGGUGCCCAUGGGAAACAUGGGGGUGUUUGACCCCACUGAGAUCCACAACCGGGGACAACUAAAGUCUCACAUGAAGGAGUCCAUGAUCAAACUCGGCUUCCACCUGCUCUGCUUCUUCAUCUACCUUUACAGCAUGAUCCUGGCACUGAUCAACGAUUGAGAUGCCCAUGGCCGUUUUAAUUCAAUCGGCCGAAUCACAAACUAUUCAGUAUGUGGUGUUCAAUAUGUUCUCAGUCCUCUGCUCAGCUGGAGUCACCUGACAUUACACUCCUCUGGACACCUAAUCAAUGCUCAGACCCCCCUCCCCUCCAUUACAUACCUCUGUGUUCUCAUAACUGCCCUGGAAUUGUGUGUGCGUGUGCUUUUGUUCAGCCUGUGUCCAACAAUGCUGUCCGUGCACUGCUCCUCUGGGCAGAUGGAAAACAUGACAAUCGUACAGGCUAGAUGGUGCAUACGAUUGGCUAACGCAUUUUCAGCCAAUCACAACAGCUAGCACAUCCUCUUGCAGCCUGCCGAACAUCAUCUUUGAUAUGUCAAUGCCAUAUUUGAUUGUCAUAUUUAUUUUUUUGUCUCUUGUCAUCAUGCUGGAAAAUCCUUGAAUUGAAUAUCCUUUUGCAGAAUACUAACCUGUGUUUUGGCAAUCUAUUUCUAUUAUAUUUUCUUGCAGUCUCUUAACAUCAACAUAGAUCUGACAUCCCCUGACUGCUGAAAGGCACACAUUUGAUUGGUAUUAUAAAAUAAAAAAGUGUACUCAGGGGAAUACAUGCACCUGGAUUGGAAAAUGUUUUUCAACCCUAUUUUUAUCACUCGACUGUGUAUCAAUGGGCAAUAUAACCUUGAUUCAAUCCGUAGCACUGAAGAGCUACGCUGUAGCGUGAUUUCAUUUAAGGUAAUUUCCAAUUGAGCUGACAUGUAACAUUGCAUUUAAAUUUGUGUAGUGCUUCAGAUUGAAUCAAAUCCCUUGUCUGUAUCAUAGUUGUAUUACAUUUCACUAUGUAUGACAAAAGCACAUUUACUACACAUCACUAUGUUAUUUGUGCAGUUUGAGAAUGACCAUGUUCCAGACAAAUGUAUUUCUCUAUGGGGAAGGGUGUGUGUUCAGAUUGAUUUAAACAAACUAAAAUUACUUUUUAUUUGUGCGGUUUCUUAAAUAAACUUGAAAGAGAACAA